AUGCUAAAGCAAUGGGGUGAAGAGCAGUCAGUGCUGAACACAAGAGACCUCGUGAGGGAUAUCCCUCGUAAUGACGAUGCCAUGAAAGAACUGUUUGAACCUUACUUGAAGAGCAUUGGGCAAGAGGCUUUAGAGAAACACAGCAAGGCACCUAAAGCUCGUCUGACUGUUCAGACUGAAACAUCACAGAUAUUCACAGGCGAUACUGUCACUCUCACAUGUGACAUACAGUGGGAAGAUUGGACAUACACAUGGCAGUGUGGAGAUGAACAGCACAACACUAAUGAGGAAGAGUUCAAGAGCACUGUACAGUUCAAACAGUCAUGCAAGUGUAAAGGCUGCAGAGAAUCAUUCUGCUCUGAAUGGAGUGAUGCUGAGACGCUGACUGAUUCGGACAAGCCCAAAGUAACUGUAAAGCCCCAGAGUUCAGUGUUCACUGGAGACACAGUUACUCUGAUCUGUGAUGUGAGACGGUCAACUGAACGGACAAUUUACUGGUUCAAAAACUUUGAGAGAAUAAAAGCUUGCUCUAAAACAGAAACACUGAGAGAAGUGAGAGUCUCUGAUGGAGGAAGAUAUGCGUGUUCUGUAGAAAAUAAGACCGCACUUAGCCAAGGAGUCAUGCUAACAGUAGAAGAGAGACCCAAGCCUGUAGUGCGUGUCCAGCCUGAUGGACGUGUGUUCAGAGGACAGACAGUCACUCUCACAUGUGACAUACAGGACACAGACGUCACCAACUGGAGCUACAGCUGGAAUAAAGAUGAUUCAGAGAUUCAUGUCAGUCAAUCUCAGGAAUACAGAAUCAGUUCUGUUAGUGAAUCUCACACAGGUAAUUACAGCUGUACUGGAAGAGAAACAGGAGGAUCACGGUAUUCACACAGCAGUGAGAAAGUUACACUGACGGUAUCAGGUGAGUGUGAGAAUCUCAUCAAUCUGACAACAUUCGGACACUAA
Molecule: messenger RNA, 954 nt
Organism: Cyprinus carpio (common carp)
Lineage: Eukaryota; Metazoa; Chordata; Actinopteri; Cypriniformes; Cyprinidae
Product: B-cell receptor CD22-like
Exons: 5
Coding region: 1-954 (317 amino acids)
Biological process (GO): cell surface receptor signaling pathway
Molecular function (GO): transmembrane signaling receptor activity
Source: RefSeq, a predicted model, not a curated record